This is a messenger RNA of Coffea eugenioides, 1897 nucleotides long. RefSeq lists its product as uncharacterized. Gene Ontology annotation, molecular function: calcium ion binding. Lineage: Eukaryota; Viridiplantae; Streptophyta; Magnoliopsida; Gentianales; Rubiaceae. The coding region runs from base 327 to 1439 and encodes 370 amino acids. The transcript is spliced from 5 exons. The record is from RefSeq and is a predicted model, not a curated record.
CCCCAGGUGUCCAUACCACAAACUUAACUUGAAAAAGCAAAAAGAAAAAGUAAAGAAAGCCAAAAAGGAGGUAGGUUUCUACUGGUAACUCCUGCGGGUGGUGCAAUUGGAGAAGAAGCGCAAUCAGAGUCCAGUUGUAUGUGCCGCAACAAGUAGUACUAUUUCUGCUACCACUAGUAUUUAAGCUGACAGAACCAAGAAGAGGAGGCUCACGGGAGUCGCACCAAAAAGAUAAACAGAAAAAAAAAAAUAAAGGCAGCAGAAAAAGAGAAAAGGAGUGGCUAGGGGCUUUAGUGGUGUGGUGUUAAUCAAAAGUAGGACGGAGGAUGAUGGAGGAAAUCUGCGAUAAUGUGAUGAAGAAGAAAAGUGGGAGUCAGGAGGUAAUGGACGGUUCAGAUAUAAUGGAGUUGGUUGGAAAUGAGCAGGUUUUUAGUAACUUUGUGGAUCAUAAGUUUCAAGAACUGGACAAGGAUUGUGACGGUAAACUUUCUGUCAAAGAGUUGCAACCGGCUGUGGCUGACAUAGGUGCUGCCCUUGGAUUACCCGCUCGGGGAUCUUCUCCUGACUCUGAUCACAUUUAUUCCGAGGUUCUUAAUGAGUUCACCCACGGAAAACAAGAGAAAGUAAGCAAGAAAGAUUUUAAAGAGGUUCUUUCGGACAUUUUACUAGGGAUGGCAGCUGGCUUAAAACGAGAUCCUAUUGUAAUUCUUCGUAUCGAUGGUGAAGACCUCCUUGAGUUUCUUAAGAGCCCCAGUUUUGAGUCAGAGGUCCUUUCCAUUUUCUCUGAGAUAGAACUACCUAAUGCAUCUGUCCAAGAUUACAUCAUUAAGGCUCUUGAGAAACUUACAGUUGAACAAGGAGUGCCACCUGCUUCAGAUUCCUGGGUUAGAAGCAACAUCAUAGAACCAGCGCUGCAAUCUUAUGGUGGUGUCCCUGAUCACCCUGUUUCACAAGACACAUUUCUUGGUGAGCUCAAGAAUGUUGCAGGGACUGUUGCAAAACUUCUGAAAGACCAGCCUGUGAUUGUUGCGCAUACUGAGAAUACAUUUGAUGGAAGUGGUAUAAGAAGAUUGCUAUCCAACAAAUUUGAGCUGGAUAAGGCUCUGGAUACUUCUUUACAAAGUAUUCCAAGAGAUCGCAGUGGAAAAUUGUCAAAACAAUAUCUGCGUGUUGCUCUUGAUAUUCUGGCCCCAUCAUCUGGCUUACCUCCAGUGGGUGGUGUUGAAAAGAUCGACAAUAUCAUAAAUGAAGCUUUCAAGAUGUUAGAUGCGGAUGACGGGAAGUUGGUUAAAGAAGAUGAGUUUAAGAAGCUUCUGACCGAAAUACUUGGGAGUAUCAUGCUGCAACUGGAGGGCAAUCCAAUAUCUGUUUCCACAAACUCUGUCGUGCAUGAGCCACUUGCCUCCUCCUCCACGCUUUUGGAUGCUCCUCCUUCGUAAUGCUGUUGACAAAUAUGACCUGCUGAAUUAUGAAGAAAGCAGGAAUAAUAGGUCUUGUAAAUUUUGACGACUAUAAAACAAUACUGGCAAGAAAGUUACACUGAUAUCCAGUUCUCUUGGUGGUGCUGUUGGAGUGCUUAUACACUCGAACACAGAUGACUUUUAUGCUGCGUACGUGAUUUCGUUCUGGAUACAGAAUAUGGAUGAGGUGCAAAUUUACACUGCUGAAACAAAGUGGUACUUCCGUGUUUCCAGGCCUGCUACGAUAUGACAAUCUUCCUCUCACAGAUUUGACGUUCUAGUCCGACCCUAUGACCAGAAUUGAAAGUAUUUGAUUGUGAUGAGAAGAAAUAUUGCGAUACUGAUUGAGCGUUUUCUAUUCGGAUCAUAAGAGCGUUGGGUAUUUGUUUAUAUACAAAGUGAAUUCGGUCAAUUUUUAAAAACUCGCGAUUACUCGA